CUCAGAUCCUUUCUUGUGGCCAGUCCUUGCAUGAAUAUACAUGAGCUCCUGGGAGCUCUGGGAUAUUUUGCAGAGUAGCAGGACAGCUGCUGUGGAUUCUGCCCAGCUAAUUCCAGAGAAAGGACAAAAAUCUUCAUCCGUCCUGCUCUCGGGAAGACUAUGGCCGGGGCCCCGUGCAUCAAAGGGCCAUUUCUAGUUGUGCUCCUGCAGCUUGUCCUUAUCUGCUCCUCACAGAGGAGUCAAGGACCCCCCGGUCCUCCUGGACCCCCGGGAGUCCCAGGAAUUGAUGGCAUUGCUGGGGAAAGAGGAGAAGUCGGCGAGGACGGUCCACCUGGACCCGAUGGGGACGCAGGUAAACUCGGCUCUUCAGGAUUACCCGGAAUCCCUGGAAAAGACGGUUUGACCGGCCCCGUCGGAGACCCUGGGCAGGACGGUCCUCCGGGACAGAAAGGUGAACCUGGGAAUCCCGGGCCUCGCGGAGCAGCUGGUGUUGGGCCAGAUGGACCCCCUGGACCACCAGGGCCUGGAGGACUUCUGGGUGAACUGGGAAAAGCUGGCCCACCAGGAGCCAUGGGUGUGAGGGGGCCACAGGGGCCUCGUGGACCUGCUGGACCCAGAGGGGCUUCUGGAAUGCUGGGCUCUGCUGAUCUGUGUCCAAACUCGUGUCCGCCUGGUACCUCUGGACAUCCUGGCCUUCCUGGUAUGAAGGGUCACAAAGGGGUGAAGGGUGAAGCAGGAGAACCUGGUAAACAAGGACACAAGGGUGAAGAAGGGGAGCAAGGGAGUCUAGGAGAGGUCGGAUCUCAGGGGCCAACGGGACCUCAAGGGAUUCGUGGCGCCACAGGGAUGAUGGGUCCCAAAGGAGAGAUGGGAGCUCGAGGUCCUGAUGGAGAUCCCGGUUCUCAAGGAGUCGGGGGAGCAACUGGAGAUCAAGGCCAGAGAGGAGUGAUGGGUGAGCCUGGGCCUAAAGGUGAAAUGGGCGUUCAAGGGCCAAGAGGGAUCACAGGACUUCCAGGUCCUAAAGGAGAACCUGGUUUACCAGGUGUGGAUGGCCGUGAGGGUAUUCCUGGGAUGCCUGGAGCAAAGGGAAGCAUUGGGAAGUCAGGCGUUCCUGGAGAGGUUGGACUUCAGGGGCUUCCUGGUUUCCCUGGUACACCUGGACCAAAAGGCUCAAGCGGCCCUAAGGGUGAUGCUGGUCAGUCGGGGUUCCCCGGAACAUUAGGAUCUGCUGGCAAACCUGGUGAACGUGGAGAACAAGGAGAGAUAGGACCCGUUGGACCCAUCGGUGAGCCUGGAGACAUCGGAGAGCAGGGUCCUGUGGGUCCAGCUGGAAAGCCCGGCGCAAGAGGACCAAAAGGUGAUCCUGGUCUUCCCGGUCUCCCAGGCCCUCCUGGACUACCCGGAGCCAAAGGAGAGAGGGGAGAGCGUGGAGAUUCAGGACCCAAAGGAGAACAAGGCGCUCAAGGUGAUGAAGGAAAUCCUGGAGACCGAGGGGAUUCUGGUGAACCGGGCGAAGCUGGACCUAAAGGAGAGACUGGUAUCCCUGGUGAAACUGGCCAAAGAGGUCCAGAAGGAAGUCGAGGUCAGCCAGGAGUUGAGGGACCUCCUGGGACACCUGGACCUCGAGGGAUGCAAGGGAACAGGGGUCCACGUGGAGUCAGAGGGUCCCAGGGACCUGCGGGUAAAGAGCCGAGUGAUCAGCACGUGAAACAAGUUUGCAUGCGAGUCAUGCAAGAGCAGUUGGCUCAGUUAGCUGCUAGUUUAAGAAGGCCGGAGACCGGCAUCGCUGGUUUACCUGGAAAACCGGGACCUCCUGGACCUCCAGGGCAGCCGGGAGACAACGGUUUCCCUGGGCAUGCUGGAGCAAGAGGUCUCCCAGGACUCAAAGGGCCACCAGGGCAGAUAGGGCUAAAAGGACCAAAAGGUGAAAUGGGAGACAGGGGCUCCAGGGGCCCCACGGUGAGAGGUCCUAAAGGUCAGCCAGGACCCCCUGGCCUUCCUGGGGAGCCAGGCAAACCUGGCUACGGUCAAGAAGGUCGAGAUGGGCAGAGAGGACCUCCUGGCGUUCCUGGACAGCCUGGCGUGCCCGGUCCUCCAGGUCCAGCUGGCCUGAAUGGAUACUGUGACCCAUCAGCCUGCAACCUCCAGGCUGGAGCUGUCCAGCAGUCUCUGGAUGUGAAGGGACCCGCGGGGAACUGAGAGCCAGUUUGGCAGGGACACAAAGACUGUUGAAUUAUCUCCCCAAGCACACAACAUUUGUCACACUGUCCUCCCAAGGGCUGUCAUUGGCUCAGCGUCUUUGAUACAUUAACCUCUUUGUGUGAGCGUGUUUUUAUGCCAGCAACAUCUCAAUUAAAGGGAGCCAUCAUCGUUGAGUCAUAAAAAAGCCACAAAAUGGUCUUUUAUUUGCAGAAAAGUGUUUGAGAACAUUCAGAACUGAGCUGACCUUUCCAAGAGACAUGAUCAGAGAGUCUUGUUUGUCCUGCUGUCCUUGUACCUCUGCUUUUAUGUGUUCUCCUGUUUUUCACUGUGCGCUGUAAUAAAAGCCCUGGAAUCUUCUUAUGGAAAGGGAAAGAAUGUUUAUGAAAAAAGAAACAAAUUCAGAUAUUACUGUAUCUCAGCUGAACCCAAAGAACUGAAUCUACAUGUCCUGUCAGCCUCAUGAGAAAUAAAACAGACAGGACAUGCCUUCAAGUCACACUGACUUCAUUGCAUUUUGUAAAUCUGUAAAAAAAAUGUUUGAAAUGUGGAUUAUUUCAUAAAAUAAACACCUGAUGUGAGAUUUUGA
Messenger RNA from Nothobranchius furzeri (turquoise killifish), 2788 nucleotides. RefSeq names its product collagen, type IX, alpha 1b (gene col9a1b). Gene Ontology annotation, molecular function: extracellular matrix structural constituent conferring tensile strength. The record is from RefSeq and is a predicted model, not a curated record. NCBI's taxonomy places the organism in Eukaryota, Metazoa, Chordata, Actinopteri, Cyprinodontiformes, Nothobranchiidae. Gene Ontology annotation, biological process: extracellular matrix organization.